Cladophialophora bantiana CBS 173.52 is the source of this 429-nucleotide messenger RNA. RefSeq lists its product as uncharacterized. Bases 1 to 429 code for a protein of 142 amino acids. Lineage: Eukaryota; Fungi; Ascomycota; Eurotiomycetes; Chaetothyriales; Herpotrichiellaceae. The record is from RefSeq and is a predicted model, not a curated record. The transcript has a single exon.
AUGGCACCAGGCACUACCAUGACCAUACAUCUUGUCCCUGCGACUCCCAGCUCAAGCGCCAACAUCACCGCCGGCGCAACGUCCAGCAAGUGUCCAAAACCAACUGCGUCCACUGCAGCAAACUCUACGCCUACACCUCCAGCAACGAUUGCUGGAAGCGUCAUCGGCUCUAUGGCAGGUUUGGCCCUAAUCGUUAGUCUUCUCGUCUGGUGUUGCCGAAGGAAGCGAAAAAUAACCUUCAAGCGCAAAGUACAAAAGACUGAUCAUGAAGAGCAGUCGAAUGAGCUGCGGUCCGUCAAAGAAGAGAGAGACCAAGCUCUUCGGUGUCUUGAGCAAAACAAGACAUUUCCGAGCCCGCGUUCCUUCGACUUCGGCCUUCCUCAGGUACCCAAGAACUCGAGUCCUGUUAUGCCACAGCAGUGGAUAUGA